Clarias gariepinus (North African catfish) is the source of this 1200-nucleotide messenger RNA. RefSeq names its product thioredoxin domain containing 15 (gene txndc15). Gene Ontology annotation, biological process: cilium assembly. The transcript has 5 exons. Bases 142 to 1098 code for a protein of 318 amino acids. NCBI's taxonomy places the organism in Eukaryota, Metazoa, Chordata, Actinopteri, Siluriformes, Clariidae. Gene Ontology annotation, cellular component: cilium. The record is from RefSeq and is a predicted model, not a curated record.
CAAAGAUCCGACUCGCUGCGUCAUGGUCCUGUGGUGUACCGCGGUGAGGCGUUAGCAUUAGCACGUUAAACAUGGCGGUGUGUAAACACUCAGCUUUACUGUUCUGUUUGUCUGCACGAUGAGAAAACUGUACAGAUAAACAUGGCGUUUAUCACCGAAUCAAACAGAGGAAUUUUACUGCUUUUAGUUUUUUACAUGAUUUCCGUUUCAUUCACAACUCCGGCAGAUGAAGGUGUGACUGCUGGGUCUGAAAUCCUUGAUGGAUCAGAGGACGCAAAAUGUCUGUCUCAAAGACAGUUUAAGACGGCAGAAAUGGCAGACGCUGUGUUGGGGACGGAGGAGUCUGGGAACACGGCCGGGAUCGAAGCUCUUAUUCCUAAAAGCCUGAUCUCUACACCAUGUGAGAAGGAAGUGAAGGUGGAGGAGGACGCAGUGAUGGAGGAGGACACAGUGAUGGAGGAGGUAGUUCAGACAAAGCCAGAACGUCCAGCAGGAGGUGACGAGCAGAACUCCACAGAAACUGCCAAGACUUAUAAAGUGAGCUGUGAUAAAAGGAGCAUUGCUGGACUCGACACCUUCACAGUGCAGGUUCUCAACUCAUCACAGGACCUGAUGGACUUCCUGAACGUGAACAGCUCCGAGUGCUCAUUGGUUCUUUUUUACACUUCCUGGUGUCAGUUCUCCGCCCACCUUGCUCCUCACUUUAACGCUUUGCCAAGAGUUUUUCCCAUCAUGCAUUUCCUCGCUCUUGAUGCCUCACAACACAGCAGUUUGUCCACGCGAUUUGGGACGGUUGCUGUCCCCAACAUUCUGCUGUUUCAGGGAGCGAAACCGAUGGCACGUUUUAACCACACAGAGAGAACACUCGAGACGCUAACAGCCUUCAUCGCUAAUCAAACAGGGUUCGAGGCAGUCGGGGGUCAGGUGGUGACGGAUGAUGAUCGUGUUGGUCCUUUACUCAGCCUUCCAGUGAGGAGCAUCGACUGGCUUUUCGUCUUCAGUGUGCUGUUUUUAUCUGUGUUUAGUGUGUACGCCGUGCUGCGCACCGACAGCGUCCGGCUGCUGAUUCCCGGCCACGAGCACGAGCACCAGGACUGAUCCACCACCAUCAUCAUCAUUAUUAUUAUUAUUAGUUUGGUGUUUUGUGUUUAAACUGUUUCUAAAUCUGAGAAUUUGUGUCAAUAAACAAUAAAAAUAAUA